UGACUGGGAAGGUUUGAACUAGGGCUCGCUAUUAUACGUUUAAACGGAAACACGUUUAUACGUAUAAUUAGCUAUCCGUUUAUUAGAAACGUUUUUCCGAAUACACGUGUUCUUACUUAACAAACGUUUAAACGUUUAACCGUUUACUAGGCUCUAAUAUACGUGUAAACGUUUAAAUGUUUGUUAAACGUUUUUCUACAAAUAAACGUGUUUCUGGAAGAAAAUGUAAACGGAUAAACGUUUCACGCUUAAACGUUUAUUCGAAAAACGGAAUAAAAUCCGAGCCCUAGUUUGAACACAUCAGCCGUACGUUUAGUAACCUUCAACGCCUGUAGAGAGCGCCGCGUCGCGUGGCUCCCCCUCCCGUUCGAGUUCGCGUCUACGUCGCGCGCGGCGUCGAGGGCGAUCACGCUUUUGUUUGUCAGUGCUGUUCACUAGUGUUCACCGCUGGUGCGUUUCGAGCGUGCGUCGCGUUGCGUGGCCGUCGUGCGUGCUGGUAAACAAAGGCCCGCGUAUCCUCGGCGUGCGCCACGGUGUUUUAUGUACGGCGCGAACAUGCGCGAGCGCGACGAGUUCUCGAGGUGUUUCCUACCGGGCCAGCCGACCCAGGUCCCGUUGCCGCCGCCGCCACCGCCGCAGCCGCCGCCACGGGCCCCGGGCUUGGACGCCCUGCACAGCCUCUGCAAGCAGAUCUACCCGGACCAGAGCAAUCCGCUGACAGUCACGGCGGUGAUAAAAUACUGGUUAGGAGGACCCGACCCCCUCGACUACAUCAGCAUGUACGCCAAUUCGGGAUAUCCAGAGCUCGGAGUGCCUCCGCACUGGCACUACAUCAGUUUGGGAUUAUCCGAUUUACACGGCGACGGCAGAUUACACCCAAAACCUGGCCCAGGCCGUCCCAGCGGAUUCGGGUUCGAGCUGACCUUCCGUCUCGCUCGUGAAAGGGGCGAGACGACGCCGCCCACGUGGCCGGCAAACGUGAUGCAGCAAUUGGCCAAAUAUGUUUUCAAUUCCGGGAACACGCUGAUGCCGGGCGACCACGUCUCUUGGCACGCUCCGUUGGACGGUGGGAGCGGUUGUAUCACUCAGAUUUUAAUGGGACAGGACCCGCAGCUUCCGACGUCAAUCUCGACGCCCCACGGCGACGUCUCGUUCGUUCAAAUCGUCGGCGUUACUUCUGAGGAGCUGCAAGCUGCUCAACACUGGAACGGCCUGGGUGUGGUUAAUUUGCUGAGAAGCGCUAGGGGCUGCGGCCCCUGGUUGGUUACGGACAUGAGAAGAAUGCAUUCCGCUAUGGAGGACGAUCCCUCUAUAGCGGAGAAGAUACAGUGCGGCAUCGAAAGGGACGGGUCGAACACGAGUGGCGUGUCCGCCAAAUGUUGGUGGGUGCAAAUAACAAACGACAGGAGCGCUGAAAGAUACAGGGAGAAAAGGGACGAUUCUGACGAUGACGAGGACGUGAAGCCGAUCGUGAAAACGGAGAGAUUGUCACCGUGCGAGCAACAGGAUGCCAACGUCUCUGACGAAAAUAGUAUUAGAGUUCUGUCCGGAUUACACCUGACGUUUAACCUUGAGGCCGGCUCGUUAUUGCCGUUGGCGAUAAAGGGCCGUGUGAUGCACGGAAGGCAUUUCACGUUCAAAUCCAUAUUGUCCCAUUCAGCCGUUACGAUAGUAGCGCCGUCGGUUACGGGCACUUUCGUGUCCAAAGAGAAGCCAUAUGUUGUCCAAGGACCGUGGCUGCAGGUGCUCCUCUCGGAAGAGUUGUCCGAGAAGAUGGCCGAAGAGUUUCAAGUUUUGAACGCACCAGAGAAGAUCCAAUUGCCAAAGACGUUUUCUUGGCCGGAACACAAUUUAGCCAUCACCGUCAUCAAUGAUUAAAACUGUCCAACGAUGCAAUCCACGGAGAACAUUCUUCAUGCUGUUUCAUAUAUUUAAGUUAAAGAUAGGACAAUGAAAGUAUUAUCGAGCCUCGUUACAGAUCGAAUCCUUUUAUUUAUAACAACGACUUUUCCCAUGACUCUCUAGCGGUAAGAUUUUAUAAUUUAUAAAUGUUAUUCCAUGUGUGUAAGACAUUUGAAUAGUUUCAUCAAUGUGCGAAAGCAGAGAUUUGCCAGACAAGUUCCCAGAUUUUGAAAGAAAAGUAGUGUAUUUUUCUAUCUACGACCGUUCCGAUGUCUCUCUUUUACAAAUUGAUGCCUACUAUACAUGAAAAAUUUCUACAAUACUUUUUUAAAUUGACAAUAAUGUUAUCAGUGCAAAUUUGAUAUGUAAAAAUAUUGCAAAUUCUUUAUGUAUAUAGUACGACAUAAAUUAUAUGCUAUUUUACGACGAAAUUUGAUAUAAUACGCCUUAAAUUGUUAUAUAUAUAUAUAUAAUAAACGUUUAUGUAAAUACCCUAAA
Molecule: messenger RNA, 2400 nt
Organism: Vollenhovia emeryi
Lineage: Eukaryota; Metazoa; Arthropoda; Insecta; Hymenoptera; Formicidae
Gene: Su(fu)
Product: suppressor of fused homolog
Exons: 7
Coding region: 541-1878 (445 amino acids)
Cellular component (GO): nucleus; cytoplasm
Molecular function (GO): transcription factor binding
Source: RefSeq, a predicted model, not a curated record